UUCCACUAGUAGGAAGAGCAGAGAGAGCAGUGCGAGCUCGGAGGGAGCAUGGGGGGCACCCGGGGGCCCCGCAGGACAUGAUGUCGCCCUGGGGCUGUCCGGGGCAUGGCUCCUGGGGAAGACGCUGACAUGAAGCCCCCCGAGUUGUCCGAGGGGCCCCGGAACGGCUAUGUGAAGAGCUGCGUGACCCCCCUGAAGCCGGACCCCCCGCGAGGCACCCUGCGCACGCUGUUUCGGCUCCGCACCCCUGCCGGUUGCGCUGUGGGGGCUGCGGUCCUUGCCGUGCUGGGGAGCGGAGCGGGGUGGGCGCUGCUCAGGACCCCCCACUCCUUCUUGCUGGGCUUCUCCCACGCCCUGAGCCCCCUCUUCAGCUUGGGAUGUGCCUUUUUCUUCCUGACCUGCUACCUAGCCCGCUCUCACAGGGGACCCGGUGGGCUGUGGCCCCUGGCCCUGCCCCUGUGCUGCUACUCUGGGGACCUGCUGGGGGCCCAGUUCCUGCCCCACGUGGUGGCCCGGCUCCUGGCUGUGCUGGGCUGUGUGGGACUCCUCACCCUCUACCAAGCUCUGCGGCUCAGACAUAGUGUGCUGGUCCUGGGCUUCUCAAGCCUGGUCUGGCUACUGGCCAUCACUAGCCUCAGCCCCCUGCCACAAGCCCUCAGAGCCCUUGGAGCGUGCCUAGUGGGACUGCUGGGCUCCUUGCUGGCCCUGGGCUUCACACACUUCUUUCAGAUAAGGGAGGCCCACCCUAGGGCCACCAUGGUGGAGGACAAGGUGCCUGUGAUCAGACCCAGGAGGAGGUCCAGCUGUGUGUCCCUGGGUGAGAGCUCGUCAACUUACUAUGGCAGCGGCAAGAUGUGCAGGAGACCUUCCCUGCCCUGUAUCUCAAGGGAGCAGAUGAUUCUUUGGGAUUGGGAUUUAAAACAGUGGCACAAACCACAGUAUCAGAAUGCUGGAGGUGGUAAUGGGGUCGAUCUCUCAGUACUAAAUGAAGCUCGGAACAUGGUUUCUGAUCUACUGGUAGAUCCAUCACUUUCCCCACAAGUCGUGUCUUCACUUCGGAGCAUAAGCAGCUUAAUGGGGGCUUUCUCAGGUUCAUAUAGACCAAAAGUAAAUCCUUUUACACCGUUCCCUGGCUUCUAUCCAUGCACAGAAAUGGAGGACAGUGUGGAUAAAGGAGAGAGAAAGGUCCACAAGGGAUUGAACAGCCGUAGCAGCCUGCCAACUCCACAGCUCCGGCGAAGCUCAGGAAUCUCUGGCAUGCCACCCAUGGACCUUGCCUCUUCUCGGUGGGAACGGAAUAAUGGAAAACGUCCUUACCAGGAUUACAGCAGUUCAAGCCAAGGAUCUUAUCCAAACGGGUCUUUCAGUUCAAACCUGCUUACAAUACCAAAGCAAAGGUCUUCGUCUGUGACACUGACUCACCACGUCGGGCCAAGGAGAGCUGGUACUUCUCCUAGCUUGAGUCCUGUGAGUUCCCCUAGCCAUGCAUCCUCGGGAUUCACACGAUCGCCUGUUGAAUUUCCUGAUACCGCUGAUUUCCUUACAAAGCCAAGUGUUACUUUACAUAAACCUGUGGGACAUUCACUAAAUUCUCAGGAGUUCCAGCUGCAAAUCAGAUCAUCGCCGAGCCAUAUUUGUAACAGUUGUGGUCGUCAAAUUUAUAAACCUCUUUCAAACUCUGAAUUGGCGGAGCACAGUUCCCAAUCUGGAGCUGAAUACCAAGUCCGAAAAUCGGGUGAUAAUGUUACCAGUAGUUUUAAUGAAUCGGGGCACGGGGAGAAGAAACCGGACAAACGAUUACAAAAAGACUGCAGGAGAUUAUCGGAAAGUCACGAACAAUAUACAGACCAGACCCAUGUUAGCCAACCAUUCGAGAUGGCGGAAGAGACAUCCUUGGAACUGCUAAUUGAAAAUCAGGAUGAACUGUUGGAAAAAUUGGAUAAUUGGAACUUCCCGAUAUUUGAUCUUAUGGUGAAAACAGGCGGCAAGUCUGGGACAAUCCUUAGUCAGGUGUCAUACACUUUGUUUGAGGAUACUGGGUUAUUUGAAAUUUUUAAGAUCCCUGAACGAGAAUUUAGAAAUUUCUUCCAAGCACUAGAAAAUGGAUACCGCGAUAUCCCAUACCACAAUCGUGUCCAUGCCACUGAUGUCCUUCAUGCGGUGUGGUACCUGACCACGAGGCCUAUUCCAGGAUUUCAGGAGAUCUCCAGCGAUGAUGCAGACCCAGAUAAUGCUGCUGAUCCGGCUCCUGUUUAUCUCUCGUCAAAAAGCUGCACCUUUGUGGAAGACAGUUACGGCUGUAUUGCAACAAACAUCCCUGCGCUGGAGUUAAUGGCUCUAUAUGUGGCUGCAGCUAUGCAUGACUAUGACCACCCUGGACGUACCAACGCGUUUCUUGUGGCCACAAAUGCUCCUCAGGCCGUUCUGUAUAACGACCGAUCAGUGCUGGAGAAUCAUCAUGCGGCUUCUGCUUGGAACCUCUUCCUGUCUCAGCCAGACUACAAUUUUCUCACGUAUCUGGAUCACGUGCAGUUCAAACGAUUUCGUUUUUUGGUGAUCGAAGCAAUCCUUGCCACGGACCUUAAAAAGCAUUUUGACUUUCUCGCAGAGUUCAAUGCCAAGGUGAACGAUGUGAACAAUGGAAUGGACUGGAGCAAUGAAAACGAUCGACUUUUAGUUUGCCAAGUCUGCAUUAAGUUGGCCGACAUUAAUGGCCCUGCAAAAACUAGAGAGUUGCACUUGAAAUGGACUGAAGGCAUCGUUAACGAAUUUUAUGAACAGGGGGAUGAAGAAGCAAAUCUUGGACUGCCAAUCAGCCCAUUCAUGGACCGGUCUUCACCUCAAUUAGCAAAACUGCAAGAGUCGUUCAUCACCCACAUUGUGGGGCCCCUGUGUAAUUCAUACGAUGCAGCCGGGUUGCUUCCUGGGCGAUGGGUAGAUGAAGACGAAGAAGACUUAGAAAGUGAGGAUGAGGAAGAUUUGGAUUCAGAAGAUGAAGAAAUGGACGAUGAUGUUGGUUCAAAACCACAGAGAAGGAAAGGCAGACGGAUGUUCUGCCCACUAAUGCACCACCUUCGGGAGAACCACAAAUUAUGGAAAAAAAUCAUUGAGGAUGAAGAAAAAAGUAAAACAGAGACAAAUAAACAGCAGAACGAAAGUUUGUCAUUACCUCAAUCAGAUGAUAUCCAGGUUAUCGAGGAAGCUGAUGAAGAAGAGGAGCGACAGUCAGUGGAGGACAGAAGAUGCUGAGAACAUUUUAUUAUAUAUAUUAUUAUUUUUUUUUUUUAAGUGUGCAAUGGGGGAGCAGAGACCCCGUUUUCUAUGAGCUCUUCACAUACUGUAACUUUGAAAGGCCUUAAUACUGUGAGAGGGUCGUUCUGCCCUCGUAACUCCCCCACUCUAUGCACUUUCACCACGUGGGAUAUAUAAACUUUCUAUUGAAACGUUGAUUAUUGUCUACCUUGAUGCAAAGUCCUUUGUGAUCUGAUUGGUAUCCAGAUACCAUGUUCUAAUGCUGCCUUGCUGAAUACAGAGUUCCUAUUUUCCAUAUGGUACUUGCAAUCAUUAAGUGACUUCUCUUACCAAAGUGGCCACCGCUUUUUUUUUUUUUUUUUAUUAGGCUGGAGCAUUGGAAGAAACCCACAAUGUGCCCACGUUUUUCUUUUUUUUUUUUUCUUUUUUCCUGGAAUAUGAAAAUGUACCAAUGCUAAAAUAGAUCCUGAAUAAUGCUACUUUGGCCCAUUUCUGGAUUAUUUGUUAGUGAAGGAACAAUAACCCUUUCUAUACUUUAAAGACUUUAUGACCAUUAUAAAAAAUAUAUAUAUAUAUAUUUUAUGAUUGGAAAUCCCUCAUAUGCAUCCGUUCUGAUGCUCUUUUAUUGUAAUAUAUAAACUGCCUGUGCUUUUCUUUUAAUUUUAUUUUCCCGCAAUGAAGUGUCUAGAUAAGUUAGGGUUUUUUUGUUUUUUUUUUCCCUUUUAGUUGCAGUUCUGUGGUAGACAACAAAAUCACAAAAGAGAGAGAAGAAAAAAAAAAAAGUGGGAAAGCAUUAAACCACAAAAAAAGUGUUUCAAUAAUGAAGGGAUUUUUUUUUU
This is a messenger RNA of Pelobates fuscus (common spadefoot toad), 4091 nucleotides long. It is a transcript of the gene PDE3B, whose product is annotated as phosphodiesterase 3B. The transcript is spliced from 16 exons. Lineage: Eukaryota; Metazoa; Chordata; Amphibia; Anura; Pelobatidae. Gene Ontology annotation, cellular component: membrane. The coding region runs from base 106 to 3249 and encodes 1047 amino acids. Gene Ontology annotation, biological process: signal transduction. Gene Ontology annotation, molecular function: protein kinase B binding; calmodulin-activated 3',5'-cyclic-GMP phosphodiesterase activity. The record is from RefSeq and is a predicted model, not a curated record.